This is a messenger RNA of Dendronephthya gigantea, 2208 nucleotides long. RefSeq names its product U5 small nuclear ribonucleoprotein 40 kDa protein-like. The transcript is spliced from 12 exons. Bases 31 to 1086 code for a protein of 351 amino acids. Gene Ontology annotation, cellular component: catalytic step 2 spliceosome. Gene Ontology annotation, molecular function: RNA binding; protein binding. Lineage: Eukaryota; Metazoa; Cnidaria; Anthozoa; Malacalcyonacea; Nephtheidae. The record is from RefSeq and is a predicted model, not a curated record.
UCUUCACCUUGCUCGACAGACGAAGACAAAAUGGCAGCCAAUUCAGCUAAAAGAAAACAGGGUGAAAAUUUUGCCAUAGUUCCUUCCAAGAGACAGAAACAAAAUGAGUUGGCUAUCAGAAACCAACAACAAAGUAUUAUUCAAGGGGGUCCACCCAGAUCCAGCUCAUUAUUUGCACCUGUCAUGUUAUUGUCUGGCCAUGAGAGUGAGAUCUUCACAACAGCAUUUCAUCCUGACGGGGAGACUCUAGCAUCAGCAGGAUUUGAUCGAUUAAUUUAUUUAUGGAAUGUUUAUGAUGAGUGUGAAAAUUUUGCUGUGUUGAAAGGACAUACUGGAGCAAUUAUGGAACUUCAAUUUAAUAUUGAUGGAAGUACAAUGUUCACAGCAUCAACAGACAAGACAGUUUGUUGCUGGGAUUAUGAAACAGGGUGCAGAAUCAAGAAACUGAAAGGACAUCAAUCAUUUGUGAACUCUUGCUGUCCAUCAAGACGGGGCAAUCAGAUGAUUGUCAGUGGUUCAGAUGACAGCACCAUAAAACUGUGGGACAUACGAAAGAGAGGAGCUGUUCAGACCUUCCAAGAUAUUUAUCAAGUGACAGCAGUGUGCUUCAAUGAUACUGCAGAUCAAAUUUUGUCAGGUGGAAUUGACAAUGAAGUGAAGGUUUGGGAUUUACGUAAAAAUGAUAUUCUCUACACAAUGCCCGGACAUACAGACACAGUCUCUGGUUUCAAACUCAGUCCAGAUGGUUCAUUCCUACUGUCGAAUGCCAUGGAUAACACAGUUCGUAUAUGGGAUGUGCGACCGUAUGCCCCGGUAGAAAGAUGUGUAAAGGUGUUCAUGGGAGCUCAACAUAAUUUCGAAAAGAAUUUGAUAAAGUGCUCUUGGUCUCCCGAUGGAAAAAUGAUUGCCGCCGGGUCGGCUGACAGGUUUGUGUAUGUUUGGGACACUCAAUCUCGACGGAUUUUGUACAAGCUGCCAGGUCACGAUGGUUCUGUCAAUGAUGUCGAUUUUCAUCCAAAAGAACCAAUAUUAUUGUCAGUGGGUAGUGACAGGAAAGUCUAUCUCGGAGAACUGCACUUGAGAUAACGGAUGGGAGGAUUGGAAUAAAGACUAAAGAGUUUUCAUUAAGGUCAGAAACGGGAGGGAGAAAUCUUUCUCAAACACGUAAAACACCACGGCAAAGAUCAGUAACAUGCAUGGUUUUUCUCGAGGAUUUGUAAUGCAAAAUCAAUCGUGGUUGACGAUAAUAUAGAAACCAGAUCUCAAGUUUUGAGAUUAGGUGAUUAUCUGCUUCGCUUCAUUUGUGAUAUCACGUGGAAAUAGCUGACUUAAAAUGCAAGGCUAGUUAUGCAUCAUUAACAUCGCUUUGAGAGUUUCAACCGCGAUGUUUAUUGUAAAUAGGUGUCAUUAGCUUACUAUUUUCUACAGCACUGGUCAAACUUUUAACAAGAAAAACACACAUUUUAUGAUUCUGAUCGGACAACCUCGAAUUCUUUGGAAUAUGUUGCGUUUUCAUUUUCCCAAUUUAUUUCAUAAAACAUUGUCGAAAACCUUGCAAUUUUCAUUGCAAAGUAAUACUGCAAUGGCGCCCAGUACUAGGUCGGUCCAGAUAUUUUCUGUUCGCAUUAUUUUCAGGUGCAAAUUCUUGGUGUUUGUGUCAGGAAAGUUCAGCCAUCUCAGGUUAAAAUAGCCCCAGAUCAUAUCGAACACAGUUUUUCUUUGCCAAUGUCAACAUUUAUUACACCUCGGAUUAAUAUACGUUAGUAUAGUGUGUUAGUAUAGUGAAGUAUUAUUUUAUGGAUGUAUUGUGUACAUCUCCUAUAUACAUAUACGUGCAGUUAUAAGACAUGCCUUAAUACAUUGCAAAGACUUAAGUCAGUAGUGUUUCAGCAGAAUUUUAGACCAAGGUGAGCUCCAAGUGCAUGAAAUAUGAUAUAUCCUGCUCACAAUUAGGUACAUCACUGAAUUUAACCCUUGUUGAUCACACCUAGAGAGGGACACACUUCUUUGUGUCCCCUGGUAUGAAUCCACCACUGACUAAAGUACCAUGCAGUUAGUACCUCAAACGUGCCUUUGAGAGAUUUUAUAAUAUGCAGUAUCUUUGAUUAGUUUCAACUAGAAUCUGAAUUUACAUACAAUACCAGCAGUUUAUCGCUUUAUACUUGCUUGUUUUUAAAUACAUAUGAAACCUUAUAUAGCAUACAGCCA